Messenger RNA from Ananas comosus (pineapple), 1094 nucleotides. RefSeq names its product basic leucine zipper 8-like. The record is from RefSeq and is a predicted model, not a curated record. Gene Ontology annotation, molecular function: DNA-binding transcription factor activity. Bases 352 to 897 code for a protein of 181 amino acids. Gene Ontology annotation, biological process: regulation of DNA-templated transcription. The transcript has a single exon. Lineage: Eukaryota; Viridiplantae; Streptophyta; Magnoliopsida; Poales; Bromeliaceae.
UACGAAUUAACAUUGUCAAUGAUGGUUCUUUAAAGAGACACAUGCAACAUGUAGCAUCCAUGGAGCAAAAUGCAUGGUGAUCUCAUGGAUGUAUGUGUGUUGUUGCUUUCUGAAUGACCUGAACAAUGCGAGAAGCUGUGUUUUGUGGCUCUUAUUAAUUAGACGUGGGGCCUAUGCACACAGUAAUCCUUUUCACACACUAUAAAAUGAGCCUGUUACUCUUCAUGUUUUCUCCUCUUCUACAAGCCUCUGCACUUAGUCUCCAACAACACAUCCCCGGCCCACUCUAAUUGCCUAACAUUGCUAGUAAACGUCCCCCCUCUUAUCGCCUAACAUUGCUAGUAACUCACCAUGCAUCCUGGGGAAGUUGCGAGCCUCGGGUACUUGUCGCAGUCGAACCCGCCUUCUUUCGCCACUCAUUACUACGUAACCCAAAGCAGUAUCCCCUCCCCCUUCGACUUAAGCAAUCUCUUCGGGCCUUACUCUGCACCCAAUAUCUAUGACAACAUACAACUAGUCAAUGAAGUAGGAGUUCCCGCCAAUUGUAAUUCGAAUUCGGAUGAGGGGGAUCACGAGCAGCGGACGAGUAGUCUAGCAGAGGAGAGGAGGAAGAGGAGGAUGAUAUCGAACCGGGAGUCGGCGCGGCGGUCGCGGAUGCGGAAGCAGAAACACUUGAGCGAGCUGUGGGCGCGGGUCGUCCAUCUCCGCGGCGCAAACCGCCAGCUUCUCGACGAGCUUAACCGCGUGAUGAGGGACUGCGAUCAGGUCGUGCAUGAAAACACGCAGCUUAGAGAUGAAAAGAUUGAGCUCCAAAAGAAACUUGAGAUGUUGGAAAUUGAGAACACUGUUAUCAUGAUUGGAGGAGCUGCUGAAGACACCUGCAGGGAGGGCAAAUAAGGUUUUGAAAUGAGAAAACCAGCAAGAGGCAUCUAAUGAUUCUCUAUUUUGAGGAAGUACUUUUUUCUGUUUUCUUUUUUGUUCCCCCCGGCCCCUGCCGAGUAUUUGUUUUCCUCAUUGUUAUAUUUGCCCUGUGCUUGGAAUGAAUAGGAACCAUUUUCGAUGAGUUCAAAUUAUUGAAAUAAGAAAGGAAGUUU